This is a messenger RNA of Artibeus jamaicensis (Jamaican fruit-eating bat), 5600 nucleotides long. RefSeq names its product CDC42 binding protein kinase beta (gene CDC42BPB). Gene Ontology annotation, biological process: actomyosin structure organization; peptidyl-threonine phosphorylation. Lineage: Eukaryota; Metazoa; Chordata; Mammalia; Chiroptera; Phyllostomidae. The transcript is spliced from 37 exons. Bases 437 to 5557 code for a protein of 1706 amino acids. Gene Ontology annotation, molecular function: ATP binding; protein serine/threonine kinase activity. The record is from RefSeq and is a predicted model, not a curated record. Gene Ontology annotation, cellular component: cytoplasm; actomyosin; cytoskeleton.
CUCGCGCUGGCCGCGCCCUGGUUGGCUGCGGGCCGCGGGGCUGCGCCGCCGGGUCGGGACCAGGGUCGGAGCUGGGGCGCCGGUCCGGCUCGCGCAGCGCUCGGGUCCGCUGCUGUACGGAGCGGUGGCGGCGAGGAGGGCGCGGCCGCGGGCGGGGCUGAGGCGAGCAGGCGGGGCGGGCCGCGUCGGGCUUGGAGGGCGGCGGCGCCGAGGGGAGGAGACCGGUCCAUGGACCCGCGGGGCCCGGCGACCCAGACGCUGCGCCGCCGGGACCGAGCUCAAGAUGUCGGCCUAGUCCGGGGCGCGACGACGCGGACGGGGCGGCAACGAGGUGCUGCCAAGGCUCGCGGCCGCUGGGUCCCCGAGGGCUCGCCCUGACGGACUGGCCGAGCGGGAGGUGAGAGGCGGGCGCGUGAGGAGCGGGCCGCGCGGCACCAUGUCGGCCACGGUGCGGCUCAAGAAGCUGGAGCAGCUGCUCCUGGACGGGCCCUGGCGCAACGAGAGCGCCCUGAGCGUAGAGACGCUGCUUGACGUGCUCAUCUGCCUGUACACGGAGUGCAGCCACUCGGCCCUGCGCCGCGACAAGUACGUGGCCGAGUUCCUCGAGUGGGCCAAACCGUUCACACAGCUGGUGAAGGAGAUGCAGCUUCGCCGAGAAGACUUCGAAAUAAUUAAGGUGAUCGGAAGAGGCGCGUUCGGCGAGGUCGCUGUCGUCAAAAUGAAGAACACAGAACGAAUUUACGCCAUGAAAAUCCUCAACAAGUGGGAGAUGCUUAAAAGGGCGGAGACGGCCUGUUUCCGGGAGGAGCGCGACGUGCUGGUGAACGGAGACUGCCAGUGGAUCACCACCCUGCACUACGCCUUCCAGGACGAGAACUACCUGUACUUGGUGAUGGACUACUACGUGGGCGGUGACCUGCUCACCCUGCUCAGCAAGUUCGAGGACAGGCUUCCGGAAGACAUGGCGCGGUUCUACAUCGGGGAGAUGGUGCUGGCCAUCGACUCCAUCCACCAGCUCCACUACGUGCACAGGGACAUCAAACCUGACAACGUCCUCCUGGACGCGAACGGCCACAUCCGCCUGGCCGACUUUGGGUCCUGCUUGAAGAUGAACGACGAUGGAACUGUCCAGUCGUCCGUGGCCGUGGGCACACCUGACUACAUCUCGCCAGAGAUCCUGCAGGCCAUGGAGGACGGCAUGGGCAAGUACGGCCCCGAGUGUGACUGGUGGUCGCUGGGCGUCUGCAUGUACGAGAUGCUCUAUGGAGAGACGCCGUUCUACGCUGAGUCGCUCGUGGAGACCUAUGGCAAGAUCAUGAACCACGAGGAGCGAUUCCAGUUCCCGUCCCAUGUCACUGAUGUGUCUGAGGAGGCGAAGGACCUCAUGCAGAGGCUGAUCUGCAGCAGGGAGCACCGGCUUGGGCAGAACGGCAUCGAGGACUUCAAGAAGCAUGCCUUCUUCCAAGGGCUGAACUGGGAGAACAUCCGGAACCUGGAGGCACCCUACAUCCCGGACGUGAGCAGCCCCUCCGACACGUCCAACUUCGACGUGGACGACGACGUGCUGAGGAACGUGGAGAUGCUGCCUCCCGGGUCUCACACAGGCUUUUCCGGGUUACAUCUGCCGUUCAUUGGUUUCACGUUCACCACGGAAAGCUGCCUCUCUGACCGGGGCUCUCUGAAGGGCACGCUGCCACCCAGCGUGCUGGCCAGAGACGAGGGCGUGCAGCGCGACCUGGAGAGCAGCCUGCAGGCGGAGGCCUACGAGCGGAGGAUCCGCAGGCUGGAGCAGGAGAAGCUGGAGCUCAGCAGGAAGCUGCAGGAGUCUACCCAGACCGUCCAGUCCCUCCACGGCUCAGCACGGACUCUGGGCGGGUCAGCCCGAGAUAAAGAAAUCAAAAAGCUAAAUGAGGAAAUCGAGCGAUUGAAGAAUAAAAUUUCAGACUGCAGCAGGCUCGAGCGACAGCUGGAGGGCCCGGGGACAGUCCACCCAGAGCAUGAGAGCGUUGCACUUCGGCUGAAAGGCCUGGAGAAGCAGCAUCGCGUGGUGCGGCAGGAGAAGGAGGACCUCCACAAGCAACUGGCCGACACUUCGGAGCGCCUGAAGUCCCAGGCCAGAGAGCUCAGGGAGGCCCAGCAGCAGCGGAAGCUGGCCCUGCAGGAGCUCGCGGAGCUCAACGAGCGGGCGGCCGAGCUCCGCUCCCAGAAGCAGAAGGCGUCCCGGCAGCUGCGCGACAAGGAGGAGGAGGUGGAGGCCGCCAUGCAGAAGGUCGACUCCAUGCGGCAGGAGAUCCGCAAGUCCGAGAAGCUCAGGAAGGAGCUGGAGGCACAGCUGGAGGACGCCGCGGCCGAGGCCUCCAAGGAGCGCCAGCUCCGAGAGCGCAGCGAGAGCCUCUCCAAGCAGAUGGAGAGUGAGCUGGCGGCCCUCAAGAUGAAUCAAGGUGGCCACGGACCAGGUACCUCCUUAGAACAUCAGCAGGAGAUUUCCAAAAUAAAAUCCGAGCUCGAGAAGAAAGUCUUAUUUUACGAAGAAGAAUUGGUCAGACGCGAAGCCUCGCACGUGCUGGAAGUGAAGACUGUGAAGAAGGAGGUGCACGACUCCGAGAGCCACCAGCUGGCCCUGCAGAAAGAAGUCUUAGUGCUGAAGGACAAGCUGGAGAAGUCCAAGCGUGAGCGGCACAGCGAGCUGGAGGAGGCCGUGGGCGCCGUCCGGGACAAGUACGAGCGCGAGAGGGCCUCGCUGCGAGAGGAGCACAGGAAGCUGACGGCGGAGAAGGAGCGGCUCUGCGCCUUUGUGGACAAACUCACAGCCCAGAACAGACAGCUGGAGGACGAGCUGCAGGACCUGGCAGCCAAGAAGGAGUCGGUGGCCCACUGGGAAGCCCAGAUCGCGGAGAUCAUCCAGUGGGUCAGCGACGAGAAAGACGCACGCGGCUAUCUGCAGGCUCUUGCUUCCAAGAUGACGGAAGAGCUGGAGGCGUUGAGGAGCUGCAGCCUGGGCUCGAGGACACUGGAUCCGCUUUGGAAGGUGCGCCGCAGUCAGAAGCUGGACAUGUCCGCGCGGCUGGAGCUGCAGUCUGCCCUCGAGGCCGAGAUCCGGGCCAAGCAGCUGGUUCAGGAGGAGCUGAGGAAGGUCAAGGACGCGAACCUCUCCUUUGAAAGUAAACUGAAGGAUUCGGAGACCAAAAAUAGAGAGCUGUUAGAAGAAAUGGAAGUUUUGAAGAAGAAGAUAGAAGAAAAGUUUAGAGCAGAUACUGGACUCAAACUCCCAGAUCUCCAGGACUCCGUCUUCGAGUACUUCAACGCUGCGCCUCUGGCCCACGACCUGGCGUUCCGCACCGGCUCAGCCAGUGAGCAAGAAACACAGGCUCUAAAGCCGGAGGUGUCCCAGUCGACGCCCGUGGCCGCAAGCACCGACCAGCAGGAAGACGCAGCUCGGGCUUCGCAGAGGCCGCCCGCCCCUCAGGCCCUCACUCUGGCUGGACCAAAGCCCAAAGCGCACCAGUUCGGCAUCAAGUCCUUCUCCAGCCCCACGCAGUGCAGCCACUGCACCUCACUGAUGGUGGGCCUCGUCCGCCAGGGCUACGCCUGCGAAGUGUGUGCGUUCGCCUGCCAUGUGUCCUGCCGCGACAGCGCUCCCCAGGUGUGCCCCGUCCCCCCAGAGCAGUCUAAGCGGCCCCUCGGUGUGGACGUGCAGCGCGGCAUAGGGACUGCCUACAAGGGCUACGUGAAGGUCCCCAAGCCGACCGGCGUGAAGAAGGGCUGGCAGCGGGCUUACGCGGUGGUCUGUGACUGUAAGCUCUUCCUGUACGACCUGCCAGAGGGGAAGUCCACCCAGCCGGGAGUGGUCGCCAGCCAGGUGCUGGACCUCAGGGACGAGGCCCUCUCGGUGAGCUCGGUCCUGGCUUCUGACGUCAUACAUGCUUCGCGCCGAGAUGUUCCCUGUAUAUUCAGGGUGACAGCCUCCCUCUUAGGAGCCCCUUCUAAGACCAGCUCACUGCUCAUUCUGACAGAGAACGAGAACGAGAAGAGGAAGUGGGUGGGCAUUCUGGAGGGCCUGCGCUCCAUCCUGCACAAGAACCGCCUGCGGAACCAGGCGGUGCACGUGCCGCAGGAGGCCUACGACAGCUCGCUGCCCCUCAUCAAGGCCGUGCUCACGGCCGCCAUCCUGGACGGCGACAGGAUCGCGGUCGGCUUAGAAGAAGGGCUGUACGUCAUCGAGGUGACCCGAGAUGUGAUCGUCCGAGUGGCGGACUACAAGAAGGUGUACCAGAUCGAGCUCGCUCCCAGAGAGAAAGUCGCUGUGCUACUCUGCGGCCGGAAUCACCACGUCCACCUCUGCUCGUGGUCUGCUUUUGAUGGCGCCGAAAGCAACGUUGACAUCAAGCUUCCGGAAACAAAGGGCUGCCAGCUCGUGGUGACGGGGACACUGAAGAGGAGUGCCGCCACCUGCCUGUUCGUGGCGGUGAAGCGGCUGGUCCUGUACUAUGAGGUCCAGCGAACGAAGCCUUUCCACCGGAAGGUCGCAGAGCUUGUGGCCCCCGGCACCGUGCAGUGGAUGGCCGCGCUCAAGGACAGGCUCUGUGUGGGCUACCCCUCAGGGUUCGCCCUGCUGAGCACCCAGGGAGAUGGGCAGGCUCUGACCCUGGUAAAUCCCAGCGACCCCUCGCUUGCAUUCCUCUCACAACAGCCCUUUGACGCCCUUUGUGCCGUGGAGCUGGCGAGCGAGGAGUUCCUGCUCUGCUUCAGCCACGUGGGAGUGUACGUGGACCCGCAAGGCCGGAGGUCGCGCGCGCAGGAGCUCAUGUGGCCUGCGGUGCCCAUUGCCUGUAGUUGCAGCCCCUCACACGUCACGGUGUACAGCGACUACGGCGUGGACGUCUUUGACGUGCACACCAUGGAGUGGGUGCAGACCAUUGGCCUGCGGAAGAUCAGACCACUGAACUUGGAGGGGACCCUCAACCUCCUGAACUGCGAGCCUCCCCGCCUGAUCUACUUUAAGAGCAAGUUCUCAGGAGCAGUGCUGACCGUGCCUGACACUUCUGACAACAGCAGGAAGCAGAUGCUUCGGACCAGGAGCAAGAGGCGGUUCGUCUUCAAGGUGCCAGAGGAGGAGCGGCUGCAGCAGCGGCGGGAGAUGCUCAGAGACCCAGAACUGAGAUCCAGAAUGAUAUCCAACCCGACCAACUUCAACCAUGUGGCCCACAUGGGCCCUGGUGACGGCCUGCAGGUGCUCAUGGACCUGCCUCUGAGCGCGGUGCCCCCGGCCCAGGAGGAGAGGCCCAGCCCCGCUGCCCCUGGCCUGGCCCGGCAGCCUGUGCCCAGGAACAAGCCCUACGUCUCAUGGCCAUCGUCAGGUGGGUCUGAGCCCAGCGUGGCGGGGCCCCUGAGAAGCAUGUCUGACCCCGACCAGGACUUCGACAAAGAGCCCGAUUCCGAUUCCACCAAGCACUCGACCCCUUCCAACAGCUCCAACCCCAGCGGCCCGCCGAGCCCCAACUCCCCCCAUAGGAGCCAGCCCCUCGAAGGCCUGGAGCAGCCAGCCUGCGACGCCUGACGCCAGCACGGGGUGUAGAGCCGGGCGCGGCCCCAGUGCCAGU